AUGGUUGAAGACGCAAAUGGAACUAAUUUACAAAAUUCUGCCAAACGUCAUUGUAUUAUUGACUCCGAAGAUGGCUUGAUCAUAAAUCCUCAACUUGCACUAACCAAACAAAUUUACAAGUCUUUUGGGAGUGCUACAACAGUUGAGCUUUAUAAUGAUACAAUCAUAGACACUCCAGUAAUAAUUAAAAGGCUUGACAAAAAGUUAUAUUUUUUUUAAAAAAUAAAAAAAAAUCAUUAAUUCGGUCUUCUUUAAUUUUUAUAAAAAAAAAGUCUGAAUUCAUUUCUUUUAUAGGCUCAGUCUAUCUAAAUAGCUAUAUUAUUUACUGAAGCCCAAAAUGAGUCUGCCAAAAGAGAGCUUGAAAUCCACAGAUCUUUAAACCACCCAAAUAUUGUCCAGCUCUAUGAUGGCUGUGAAACAAACGAUGAAUUUCUAUUUGUAAUGGAAUAUAUCCCAAGACACGAUUAUUUCACUGAAAAAAUUGAAGUGAAUAAUAGACCUUUUAACUCUAAAUCGGACGGAGGAAUUGACAAGCUGAAGUCUUUUACUUAUGAUAUAUUAAAAGGUCUAGAAUAUCUUCAUGAUAACCACAUUAUUCAUUUAGAUCUGAAGCCAGCAAAUUUAAUGGUAAAACCUGUGACGCAAAGCAAUGAAUAUCCUCUUGUCAAAAUCGGAGAUUUUGGGCUUUCCAGAAGGUUCGGCGAAGAAGGAGGGGUUAUUAUUGAUCAGAAAUGUGGAACUGAUAAAUAUAUCCCUCCAGAAGUCAGGAGUGGAGCUUGAAUAACCCCUGCAGUCGACAUGUGGUGCUUUGGGCUCAUUUUGCAUACUUUGACUGUAGGCUUUGCGCCGUAUGUUCUGAAGUGGAACCCAGGGCAAGAGAUUCCUUUUAACCCUCGAUGGUGGAAGAAAUAUAAAGAUACAGGUCUGACUGAUUUAAUAUCUAGCUGCUUAAAACUAGAUCCAGCAGAAAGAAUCACAGCAAAAGAAGCCUUGAAUCAUAAGUGGUUUGAUUGCAGACUGGGUUAA
Messenger RNA from Blepharisma stoltei, 1026 nucleotides. Lineage: Eukaryota; Ciliophora; Heterotrichea; Heterotrichida; Blepharismidae. The record is from the annotation of a GenBank genome assembly.